Amoebophrya sp. A120 is the source of this 5571-nucleotide messenger RNA. The record is from the annotation of a GenBank genome assembly. Lineage: Eukaryota; Dinophyceae; Syndiniales; Amoebophryaceae.
AGUCUGCGCCCCUACAAACUACGUGGUAGCUAAAGCUGCAUCUAUCCAGAAGCUGUCCGAUUGAAAUUUCUUCCCGCACGAUAUCUAUUCUGAUUCUGUCCUGAGGCCAAAUUGUAGAAAAUGAACCUGGUAUCGGUUUAUGCAUGCCACCGCAAGACCUCAUUUUAUUGGAUCAUUACCUUUUGUACGACUUUUGCUUUUCCCUGGGAUUGGCCGCGAGCCUCUCCUGGCGAGCAGCUACACCUGUGUGCGCAACUCGAAUCAACCUUAUCCAAACCUUGACUAUUCUGUACAAGUGAUUCUCAACCCAAAUUCUGACCGGAAAAGUAAAAUACAUAUUAAUCUUCAUUCGUGCUGGCCACUGCAGCCUCGUUGAUGUCGAGCUCAACAUCCUCUCCAACCUCGAGCCCAGCGCCGCCGCCCGAUCUGGUUCCGGACGCGAGUGCCGAGGUUUUUUCGAGGGAAUCUUCGGAAAGAACAACGCGGGACGACGGUCGCAGUCGGGGGUCCACGUCUUCCACUGUAAAUGAUGCCAACUCCAGUCGAGAGGCCGUGCUAGAAGAAGAUUCAGGCAGAAAUAGCGAAACUUCUUCUUCUGCCCUACCGCAGCUGAAUGAUGCUACAAUUUCCGCCCGCUCUCGUCCCGAGGGAGAAGUCGUGGGGGUUGCAGCAUCAGGGGCGAAAACUACAAAUGGAAAACAAGAUGAGAGAGCCUCCUUGUCUGGUACAGCCACAGCACAUACCUCGAAAAGCAACCGGAAGAAGAGGGAUCCAAAUGCCUGGGUGAACGGGAGAAGGGAACAACAAGAACCGGAUGCAGCUCCUGCGCUCGCAGCUCCGCCCGGCGCGGAUGUGCACGUGGUGCAGCAGCAGGAAGUUCUAUGCAAGACAAAGUAAAUUGUAGUUCUGCUGCUCGCCCCUCUACCCCGCCUUCAGUUUGCCAUGUAGAAAGUGCUGCACUUUGUUAACUGGGUAUUAUUCAAAGUGCUAAAAAAAGUUACUACGCGCAGCGGUAUCUGCGUCAGACCACUACUGAGCAAAUUUUAUCUCGUGCUGGCAGAACAUUGGGACAACUUACUAUUGAGCCAAUCCUUGAUGUCGGGCUUUGAAAAUAUUUCAUGCACAGCAACACAAAGUCGCGAGCAGCGGGGCGCAAAGUAGUAGAUUUUUGCACUGUAUAAGCUCUGCACGGGAACGACGACGUCGACGACGAGGGGAACAGCAGCGAGCCGUCAGUUUCCGGAACCAAGGAGGACGAGGGGUUAUCAAAUGCAAAUAAAAUGUCUGGGUCUGGAAGACGGCGAACUUGUGAUGCGUGUUGCGGAUCAUACAAAAAUCUGUGUUGCAUGACUUGCAAAAGGUCCCCAUAUCUCGCCAUGCUGCGAGGACAUUUCUCAUGCAUAAUGGGCAUCACCAAGGGGCUGCAGAACCUGUGAUGCUAGGCCCUGCAUUCCAGACUUGGUGGAGCUUGGAAAAACUGCAUGACAAAUCGCGGAAUCUUCCAGACCCAGACAUUUUUGCAUUUGAUAGGGGUUUAAGUGGGGCAAAUUCUGGAAAUCCUCCUCUCGGCAGCACUUGAUUCAGGCGGAAAAGCUAUCAAAGUGAAAAAAGCCUCCUCCCCAUAUCGGAAACGGAAGAUGCGCGAAUUUGUGACGCUGUAUUUGAGUACACAAAUCGACUUGUAUUGCUAGAAGGCCAAGAGACGAAGCCGCGGCCUAAAUUGCAGGUAAUCUGUCAUGCUGUCUCCCACUUCCAGUUGCCUACUGUCAUCCUGGAGCUGCAAGGCUUUCCCACGCUAGACAGCACUACAAUCCGCAUCUUUUGCUUUCUAGCAUCACAAAGCUGACUCGUGACCACAAAUCUUAUCUGCAUCACAGAUUUCCGUUUUGAUAUGGGGAGGGGGCAUUUUUCAUUGUAAUAAAAGCGGUUUCUCUACGACAUGCACGAGUAUCUAGAGUUCAACGACGUGAUCGUUUCGCUCGAUGGAAAGCAGCACCUGCAGCUACGGGGAAAUAGAAACCACGUCAUCAGUACCGAAGUCAACAGUGCGGCGACCUCACGGCAUGUGUCGGCAACGAGUGCGGGAGACGUCGACCACUUGGAUAGGCUUGGAACGGAUGACCUGAUAAGAGCGUGAUGAAAACUAUGCGACCGCUGCUUGCUUUUUUGCUGUAAAGAUGAGUCAAUCUUUAUGCGGGUGAACAGGAACGGAUGUGCAAGUUGUCGAAUGUGGAUGAUCUUGCCGUCUUUAGUUUUGUACAACUGUAGGUAGAAGUAUUGAAGAAUGAGGGCCAUGUGGCAAUCUACAUCUGUAGGCUUCAUAAAUAGCUUUUACGAAGGGAUGUAUCUUCGACAAGUGGUGGUCGCGUAUAUGACUUUCACUGGCAUUAUCUGAUGCUUUUUUGCGGAAAGCAGAGGAGAGCGACAAUAAUUGUGUAGAUUCUGGCACUACUUCUGCAACAGCGAAGACACGACAGAAGCUUCUACUCAGGAGUGGCACAAUCGACGUGGAUGCAGCUGGCGUUGAGGGCGCCAUCAUCAAUGACCCGUCAAGAAAACGGGGUACGAUCGACGUCGAGUCCUUCAAUGGAGACGGUGUUGACGACGGUACUAAAAAUGUUGACGAACAAAGGGUGGAAAGCACAAAAAGUCUUCCACUGGGACCGGACAAGGAAAACAAUUGGCAACUAGCAAGUAUUGAAAUAAAUGGCACCAAGUUCUUUCAGCCUCCAAACCGAGCAUCCAACCUGUCCGCCAUGUCUGGGAACUCGAAGAACAGGAAUAGCGAUAGGGGAGGGGUUUUGACGUCCGCCUGUAGUUCGCCAAGAAGUUCGUUGGCUAGUAAGGCUAAAAAGCCGGACGGCGAACGCGAUUCCGAAGUGGAAGUAGAGAAGAACCGCACCAAUUUGCACUGGAUGCAUUCGUUCACGGCUCGCCCACAGAAUUUUUCGGCCUCUGCUGAACAGCGCAUGUCAACAGAUGCCAGAAGCAAUAGUUCAUUUCUGUCCAGCGCUUCAUCAACAUCUACGUCGAAAGGACGCGUCGAGAGAUCCAAUUUCAAGCACAUCGUGCUGUGUCCGGGCUACGGAAUGGGGUGCGCCACGUGGGGGAUGGUGGUGCCCAGUUUGCGGCAGAAGUUUCCCGACCACUUUAUUCACGCCAUCGACUGGCUCGGGUGGGGGCUCAGUUCGCGCCCCAAGUGGACGUUUUUCAACAAAUCAAAGGACGACGAAACUACUAACGCUUCCGCCGGGAGUAUCCUGAGUAAAAACGUACCCACACCAGAGUCAGGAUGGGGAUUUUGCAACACAAACCUAGGAGUUUUGUGAGUCACGCAUGACAAGUUGCACUCCGCAGUGUAGUGCAGGUUAGCAAGUGCAGCCGCGUCACAGAUUCAUCUGCUCAUCCUGUUCACAGCAUCACAAAUUCCAAAACACGACUGCAAAUGGCUCCCAUGGGGAUGCGCAUUACAAGUCUUCCUGUCUUUGCAAAUCUGCAUUACAGCUCUGGUGUGGGUACGUUUUUACUCAGGAUAGGGAGCAUGACCAAGUCGGCCAUCCGGCGGAAGGUCGACCAAGCGGAGUCCUUUUUCAUCUACAGUCUGGAGAUUAUCAACUGCAAAAAUGUCUGGGUCUGCAAAUUUGUGAUGCUAAAAUGUGCAAGAGGAAGUCACUUUCUUAUGCAGGAAUAAAGCAUGACAAGGCUGCAGCACGCUUUCUCAUACGAACUCCGCAUGAAACUGUGUUUUUGUAUGACAUGAGACAGGCUACCACUGUUCUUGGUCAUGCAAUACAGAUUGCACAGGAAUGCAACACCAGCAUCACAAGUUCCAACUUUCCAGACCCAGACAUAUUUGCAAUCCAUAGAGAUGUGGCGGCAGCAAAUUCUGGGGCCGGACACGAAGAUCGAUAUUCUGGUGGGGCACAGCAUGGGCGGCUACUUGUCGGUGUGCUACGCGGAGAAGUUUCCCAACCACGUGACGAGUUUGAUUCUCGCUUCGCCCUGCGGCAUCGCGCGCAUGCCCAACGCGGAGGUGCGAAAGCAGAAAAUGGAGGAGCGGCCGUGGUACGCGAAGCUGCUUUUAAACACGGCGUACAGCCUCUGGGAAAACGACUUCACUCCCUUCGAAGUCGUCCGUUUCCUGGGGAAGCCGCUCGGCGGGAAGGCGUUGGUGCGGGCCUAUGUGCAGAAGCGUUUCGUGGACAACGGGCAAUUUGCCAAGUACAGCAACACCGACAAAUUUAUUCGGGGGAUGGACGGUGACACCGACAAAGCCUGCGAAGUCACCGGUCUGCCCAAGGGCAUGUCCGACCGGUCGGGCCGGUCCUUCACGCGGGAAAACCUGGGGAAGUACCUCUACCACUGCUAUGCUGCGGAGGAGGGCUCGGCGGAGUACAUGAUCUCCGCCCUACUCCAUCCCGGUGCCUACGUACCCUAGUGCACAGCUGCUCCCCCUCGCUUUUAUUUCUCAUUCACGAACUUAUCAAAAAAUCGACGUGCACCUUUUGGUUUUGCCAGCAGCACAUUUUUUGCCACUACUGUGCAUAUAACAGAUUCUUUUUCUUGUUGUUCCGGAAGCCGAGACAGCACCAGAAUCGGUCGUGCCUAAUUUUUUGUCAUGAAAAGCAAGCUGCCUGAUCUUUGCCAGCGCUUGUGCUGCUACGGACGGCAGCUACAACAUCCAAGUGAUGGGGAGACGAAGGGGAGCCGUGAAACGCUUUCAUAUUGCGCCAAACGCCCGCUCGGGGAGCGGAUUCUGAAGCUGCAGAUCCAGGGUGGGAUCAGCUUCAUCUACGGCUACCCCAAUGAUUGGAUGGACGUGAAGUCGUCGCAGCGGCUGCUGUAUUAAAUGUAAAAGUGUCUGGGUCUGGAUCUGGAAGGAUGCAAACUUGUGAUGCGCAUUUCACAACACAAACAAAUCUCUCAUGCAGGGCAACAAAAGGUGCCCAUUUCCUGGCUCCAAAAUGGGGGAUUUGUCAUGCGGAUUAAGCAAUGUGGAAGCCUCUCGAAAUCUGUGAUGCUAGGGCUUCCAUGACAGACAUUUUGUGUCAUGCAAAAACAGCAUGGCAUCAAUUUCAAUUCGGCAUUCUUUCAGACCCAGACAUUUUUACAUUUGAUAUGCUGCAGUUUGUGAAGAGCCCGGAAAUUUUGACCCGGUUGGACUCCAGCGACGAGCUCACGGAGAACCCGCACCCGAUUUCGCCCGAAUUCGUCCAGCGGAUGAAGCAAAGCCAGGUGAAAUUGGUAAAAUUCAAGUUGAACUACGAAACGGCCAGGGAGGGUGGCGCAAGUGGAACUCUUUCAGCUGCAUCGGAAGAUGUUGGACAAGAUAGUACAACUACCAAAUCUCCUUCUAGCGAGGCUGCACUAACAUCAAACAGCACUUCUGCCGCAAAGUCUACCAGCAUGUUGCCAUCAGCGCCUGAUGCGUCGUACCGGGAAGGCGGGGUGUACUUUGUCAAUAACGCGGGGCACCAGUUGUACGUAGACAAUCCAGCGGAGUUCGCAAACGUAGUCUACUUGGCACACAGCAAGCCCAACUUGGUGCGGACGGUGGAGGAGGUCCCGUAG